Molecule: messenger RNA, 642 nt
Organism: Ilex paraguariensis (yerba mate)
Lineage: Eukaryota; Viridiplantae; Streptophyta; Magnoliopsida; Aquifoliales; Aquifoliaceae
Source: the annotation of a GenBank genome assembly
AUGCCAGAGAAGAACAGUGACACGGCGACCAACGGUAUCAAAAAUCAAAAGAAAGCAAAUCUUUUGGAUCAUCACUCCAUUAAACACAUCCUCGAUGAAUCUGUUACGGAGAUCGUUACUAGCCGUGGAUACACUGAAGAUGUGAGGAUCAGUAACGUUAGAUUGUUGAUCGGAACUGUCAUUAUCAUCAUUGCUCUUUUUGCUCAGUUUUACAAGAAGAAGUUUCCUGAAAACUGGAAUUUCCUGAUCGGCUGUAUCGUAUUAUAUCCUUCUCGUGGUGAACUUUUUUCUUUGCCUUAUAUUCCUGCUAUCCUCUUUUCGGUUGCUGUGAAAUUGGUGGUAGAUAAGCUGAUCAUAUAUACAAAGGAACAGAAUGCAGUUUUGUUUACCUAUCCUCCUUCAGGAUCCUUCAACACCACUGGCUUGGUAGUCUCUUCAAAGUUGCCUAGAUUUUCGGAUAUGUACACACUUACCAUAGCAAGUGCUGAUCCCCAAUCAAUAUCUGCUAAGCCACCAGUUGAAUUUACCAAAAGCGUUACUCAGUGGUUCACCAAGGAUGGAGUUUUGGUGGAUGGUCUGUUCUGGAAAGAUGUUGAAGGACUAAUAAAUGAAUAUACCAGAGAAACCAAAAAGAGCAAGUGA